Molecule: messenger RNA, 1989 nt
Organism: Egretta garzetta (little egret)
Lineage: Eukaryota; Metazoa; Chordata; Aves; Pelecaniformes; Ardeidae
Gene: PFKFB3
Product: 6-phosphofructo-2-kinase/fructose-2,6-biphosphatase 3
Exons: 13
Coding region: 36-1289 (417 amino acids)
Biological process (GO): fructose metabolic process; fructose 2,6-bisphosphate metabolic process
Cellular component (GO): cytosol
Molecular function (GO): 6-phosphofructo-2-kinase activity; ATP binding; fructose-2,6-bisphosphate 2-phosphatase activity
Source: RefSeq, a predicted model, not a curated record
GGCCGCAGCUUGCCAAUUCUUCCACUGUGAUAGUGAUGGUUGGCCUCCCUGCCCGUGGGAAGACCUACAUCUCCAAGAAGCUGACACGCUACCUCAACUGGAUCGGUGUCCCAACGAAAGUUUUCAACGUGGGCGAGUAUCGCCGCGAGGCGGUGAAGCGUUAUAGCUCCUAUGACUUCUUCCGCCCUGACAAUGAGGAGGCCAUGAAAGUCAGGAGGCAGUGUGCCCUGGCUGCCUUGAGGGAUGUCAAGCUGUACCUGACGGAGGAAGCUGGCCAGAUUGCGGUUUUUGAUGCUACCAAUACCACGCGGGAGAGGAGAGGGAUGAUCCUAAACUUUGCCAAAGAAAAUGGGUUCAAGGUGUUCUUCAUUGAAUCGGUCUGUGAUGAUCCCACGGUAGUUGCCACCAACGUUAGGGAAGUAAAACUGUCCAGCCCUGAUUACCGGGACUGUAAUUCAACCGAUGCCAUGGAGGACUUCAUGAAGAGGAUCAAUUGUUACCGGGCCAGCUACCAGCCGCUCGACCCUGAUGACUAUGACCGGGAGCUUUCUCUCAUCAAAGUCAUUGAUGUUGGCCGGCGGUUCCUGGUCAACAGGGUUCAGGAUCACAUCCAGAGUAGGAUCGUUUACUACCUGAUGAACAUCCAUGUCCAGCCCCGCACCAUUUAUCUCUGUCGGCACGGCGAGAGCGAGUUCAACCUCAAGGGGAAGAUUGGAGGUGAUUCAGGCCUCUCCAACAGGGGCAAGAAGUUUGCACUGGCACUGAACAAGUUUGUUGAGGAGCAGAACCUGAAGGACCUCAAAGUCUGGACCAGCCAACUAAAGAGGACAAUCCAAACAGCAGAAGCUCUCCAACUGCCCUAUGAGCAGUGGAAGGCCCUCAAUGAAAUCGAUGCUGGUGUGUAUGAAGAAAUGACGUAUGAAGAAAUCAGGGAGCAGCAUCCAGAGGAGUUUGCUUUACGUGAUCAGGAUAAAUAUUACUAUCGCUAUCCUUCUGGGGAGUCCUACCAAGAUCUGGUGCAGCGCCUAGAGCCGGUCAUCAUGGAGCUGGAGAGACAAGAGAACGUCCUUGUGAUCUGUCACCAGGCUGUCAUGCGCUGCCUCCUGGCAUACUUUCUGGACAAGAGUGCAGAUGAAAUGCCCUACCUGAAAUGUCCCCUUCACACAGUGUUGAAGCUGACCCCGGUGGCCUAUGGCUGCCGGGUGGAGUCCAUCUCAUUGAACAUUGAAGCUGUCAACACCCACAGGGAACGGCCAGAGAACAUGAACAACUCGCAGAAGCCAUUGUGACUCCGUUGGCGCUGUCGCGAGGCCACCAGCGACACCACCGGCGACGCCAGCUUCCCAUCCCAUCGCCAUUUCCGAAGCUUGCUUAAAAACCGGUCUCCUCCGUCUGCAGCGAGGUCGACCCUCAGCUGUUUCUACCCGUGCCUGUUCAUCUGCAAAAACCGCUCUGCUGAACUGGGGGAGAGAUGUGGGAGAGCGGAGGAGAGGACCCGAGCUCCCCGGGGUCACCACCAGGUCUUUAGGCUGCAGCAUUUGCUCUCCUCUCCGGUGUCCUCUUAGGUCAUAGCAAGCUGUAAAGUGCUUCUAGCGCACAGGAGUUUAAUUUUCCUCUGUAAGCGGUUUUGAUCUCUUUUUGUAUAGAUGAUUGGUACCCAUCCGCCACCGGGUGGGCUGUAUUGUAUAUAUGUGGAUGGUGCGGGGUUAGCAGAGAAACUGGGGGAAGAGGGGUAGAGCGAAGGGGGUUUUGCAUUUUUUUUUUAAUAUAAUUAUUAUUAUUAUUAAUUACUUCUCAAGAAAGCCCUAACGCGCUGCGCUGCGGUCCUUUACCCACGCUACAGCCUGUCGCCCACGCACAGCCCGCGAGCACUAGGAAGGCAGUUGGGUGAUGUCCUUCACAGCCAGAACGGCUGGGUUGAACCAAAAAAAACCAACCCCAAAACAUAUGCUGGGGUUUUUUUGUUGUGUUGUUUGGUUGUUUUUGUUU